Labeo rohita (rohu) is the source of this 3691-nucleotide messenger RNA. It is a transcript of the gene il1rapl1a, whose product is annotated as interleukin 1 receptor accessory protein-like 1a. The transcript is spliced from 12 exons. NCBI's taxonomy places the organism in Eukaryota, Metazoa, Chordata, Actinopteri, Cypriniformes, Cyprinidae. Gene Ontology annotation, biological process: negative regulation of exocytosis; signal transduction. The record is from RefSeq and is a predicted model, not a curated record. Gene Ontology annotation, molecular function: interleukin-1 receptor activity. Bases 396 to 2546 code for a protein of 716 amino acids.
GAAACCCCCACAGGAGCUCUAGCUGCCGGAUACCUGAGACAUCUCAAAUCAUCCCUCUGACCGACGAGCGCACGGCGCGCCACGGAAUGCGCAGGAGCGACCGACUGUCCGCUGGACGAGGGCGCGCGGUCAAGCCAUGGGUCCUUCUUCAGCACCUUUGAGUUCUUAAUGCAUUAUGAUGUCCUAAAGUCAUAGAGACAACUGGAAAUCCUUUGAAUUCUCCUAAAGGCAGCGUCUGUAUUGGAAUAAACUAUCAGCUGGUGAAUUUCACUGUUCGGAUGGAUGAUUUGGUCAGAUUCCUCAUUCAUCGUGAUGCGCGUUCAUUCCGUUUCCAAGUGUCUUAUUGACUGACCGCGGAUCAAUUUUUGGACGUGGGCUGACGGCUGGAGAGGAAGAUGACAGCUCUCAACCCAGUGCUGUUCCUGCUCUGCGGUGUCUCUGUGUCUCUGACUCUGAAGGUGGUGUCAAAGAGAGGCUCAGUGGACGGCUGCACUGAUUGGUCCGUGGACUAUCUGAAGUACCGGGUGUUACACGGAGAGCCGGUGAGGAUAAAGUGUGCUCUGUUUUAUGGUUAUAUCAGAGCCAACUACACCCAGGCACAGAGCAUUGGACUUAGUCUGAUGUGGUACCGGAGUUCUGGGUUGGGACAUGGCGACUUCGAGGAACCCAUCUCCUUUGAUGGGGUACGCAUGAGCAAAGAGGAAGACGCCAUCUGGUUUCGGCCUGCUGAGCUGCAGGACGCCGGUCUGUACUCCUGCGUUCUGAGGAAUUCCACGUUUUGUAUGAAGGUGUCUAUGACUCUGUUGGUUGCUGAUAAUGACACAGCAGGAUGUUAUAACUCAAAACUGCGCUACACUGAGAAAGGAGAACUGGGAAAGAGUAAAGAAAUCUCCUGUCCUGAUAUCCAGGAUUACGUUCAGGCCGGAGAAAAAAUGCAGAUAACGUGGUAUAAGGAGUGUAACGUGCAGCACUGGAGGAGCAGCGUGCUUCAGACCGCAGACAUGCUCUCCAUACAGGAAGUGAGGGAGGAUGACAUCGGCAACUAUACCUGCGAGCUGGUUUUUGGAGGCUUCCUGGUGCGGAGGACGACCUAUCUGAGCGUGACAGCUCCUCUGACUGAAGAGCCCCCCAGGAUUCUCUUUCCCUCUGAAAACAAGCUUCUCACCAUGGACGUGCAGCUCGGAAGCAUGCUGAACCUGACAUGCAGAGCCUUCUUCGGAUACAGUGGGGACAUCAGUCCGCUUGUUUACUGGAUGAAAGGAGAGAAGUUCAUUGAGGACAUGGACCAGAGUCGCAUUCGAGAGAGUGAAAUCAAGACCAUCAGAGAACACCUGGGCGAACAGGAAGUGUCCAUUACUCUGACCAUAGAUUCACUGGAGGAGGUAGAUCUGGGUAAUUAUUCCUGUUAUGCGGAAAACGGCAACGGGAGAAGACAAGCCAAUGUACAGAUUGGGAAACGAGUGGAGCUGAUGUACACCGUGGAGUUGGCUGGAGGACUGGGUGCGAUUCUUCUGCUGUUGGCUCUGUUAUUGUCUGUGUACAAGUGCUACAGGAUCGAGCUGCUGCUGUGCUACAGGCAUCACUUUGGUGGGGAGGAUACAGACGGAGAAAAUAAAGAGUACGAUGCGUACCUGUCCUACAGUAAGGUUGAGCUAGAUCAAUGGGGUCAGGAAUUACAGGAAGAGGAGCGCUUUGCUCUGGAGAUUCUCCCUGACGUCCUAGAGAAACAUUACGGAUACAAACUCUUCAUCCCCGACCGAGAUCUCAUUCCGACCAGCAGUAUGAGCAGUCAGCAUUACCAGGAUGACACACAUCUUCUUAGAGCGUACAUAGAGGACGUGUCCCGCUGCGUAGACAUGAGUAAACGGCUGAUCAUCGUGCUGACCCCGAGCUACGUGCUGCGUCGCGGGUGGAGUAUAUUCGAGCUGGAGUCCCGUCUGCGCAACUCUCUGGUUUCAGGGGACAUUAAAGUGAUCUUAAUCGAGUGUGCCGAUCUGCGAGGAGUCAUUAACUACCAGGAGGUGGAGGAGUUAAAACAAUCCAUUAAAUGCCUGAGCGUGGUGCACUGGAACGGCCCGCAGAGCAACAAGCCCGGCUCGCGCUUCUGGAAGCAGCUCCGCUACACCAUGCCCUACCGCCGCCCCCAGCAAACCCUCACCAAUCACGCGCUGGACGCCAGCGAACCGGGGCCCUUCGCCGACCUGCAGACCGUCUCGGCCAUCUCCAUGGCCACGGCCACGUCCGCCGCCUUGGCGCCGGCUCACCCCGAGCUGCGCCCGUCCCUGCGGAGCUCGUACCGCUCGCACUCGCUGGCACGGCAGAAACACUCGCACUACCGCAGCUACGACUACGAGCUGCCCUUCACGGCCGGAGGAACGCUGCCGCCCCAGCACACCUACUGCAACCUGCCCCUCACCCUCCUGAACGGCCAACGGCCCGUCAACAACAAGACCCUGCGCCAGCACAGCCUGGACGAGCACCACGGCAACAACGCCAUGCUCCCGCUGCUGCCCAGAGAGACGAGCAUCUCCAGCGUCAUCUGGUAGACGCAGAGAAUCGGAAACGCAUCCCAGUUUGGGCCGCCUGGCACACGGGGGACUGAAUACGCUGGCAUACAGCACAGGACUCAAUGAGGUUAGUGGUUUCCUGUGAGCUAAAUGAUCGUUCUGUCCACGGUCUGAGGAUGUGAGUCUUUGAUCCGGCGGCGAGGGACGUCGCAGUGCCGUAUCCGUAGGCGUGAACUGAGCGUAUAAAGUCACACCACGUGGAGGUAUACAGGGUCUCGUGUAGAUGUUAGCGUUAUAUUUGUAGCACCGCUGUCUUCCUGUCUCCAUGUUCGGUUUGAUCACGCCAUCUAUUUUUACUCGUUAACGCUUGAUGCUUUUGUUUCGUCCCUUCUUCUUUUUUUUAGGCUUUGGACAUUCGAUUGAGAUUUUUUUGUUUUUUCUACCUUCUUUUGGACUGAAAUAUUCCUCGUUUGAUUUUAGCUACUGUCGUUUUGCUCGGAAGCUACUGCGUUUUGUUCCGUCCCUCUUUCUGUUGUCCGAUGUAAGGUAUGUAUUUAUGGUUUUAAUUGCAAAAUUUUCAAGAAGGAAAUAUAUUACAAAUUAUGCAAAAUAUACGAAAGCCUAAAGGGGUCGACAGAGGUGAUCAGAGAGCGGCGCUGUUUUCUUUUACAAAAGGAGCAGUACCAUUUCUCAAAUAUUAAGGGGAUUUUAAAUGAUGAGAAAUCUAUUUUUAUAUCUGAAGAGUGCUGAUUCUCUCUAAUACCACAGGGUCAAUGGGACAAUGGGACUGAAGACUCUCUUAUUUGUGAAUUUGGGUAUUUUAUACAGUUUGCUACGUUGUUCUCAUCUGUGGAGAAAAGGAGAAAAGUUUUACGUUAACUUCUGAAACAAUAAUCGACUGCAUUUUUGUUUGUGUUUUUUUUUAUUUAUGUUCAUAGUCUAGGACUUUUGAUUCACAGACAGACUUUUUUCACCUUCUUUCACAAUCUGUUUAACUCUCAGUCUGACGUCUUAACACACUGGUUACAUGCUUGUCUUUUUCUCCUCUAGCUGCUGUGUGACUCAGAUACAUGCUGGCAUGUUUCGCAGAGGAACACAGGCCUGUAUACUCGCAUUCUAGCAUAGAGUGUCAAAUAACUCCGCUUGAAAACAUACCAUAUGAUUUAAUAAAUGCCCAAAGUCGA